Aethalodelphis obliquidens (Pacific white-sided dolphin) is the source of this 3923-nucleotide messenger RNA. It is a transcript of the gene LIMD1, whose product is annotated as LIM domain containing 1. Bases 733 to 2742 code for a protein of 669 amino acids. Gene Ontology annotation, molecular function: transcription corepressor activity. Gene Ontology annotation, cellular component: nucleus; P-body; adherens junction. The transcript is spliced from 8 exons. Gene Ontology annotation, biological process: response to hypoxia; regulation of DNA-templated transcription; negative regulation of hippo signaling. NCBI's taxonomy places the organism in Eukaryota, Metazoa, Chordata, Mammalia, Artiodactyla, Delphinidae. The record is from RefSeq and is a predicted model, not a curated record.
GCGACGUGCCCGGCCGGCGACCGAGCUGCAGGGACGGCGUCCGGCGCGCUCACUUCCGCGUCCCGCCGCCCUCCGGUCCGCGCGCGCCCAGCCACCGCCGCCAUCGGACAAUAGGCCGCCCGCCCGGCUGCCGUGAACUUCCUGCCGGGGCCCGGCCGGCCCCUGUGCCCCGGACCCUGAUCCCUCUCCGCGCCGGCCAGGAUCGCAGCUCCGCGCCACCAGGGGAAGCAGCGGAGGACCGAGCGCCCGGGACGUUCCAGCGCCUCCCGCCGCCGCGCCUUUGCUCCGGCCCGGCGGGUAGGCGGCCUCUGCGCUCUUCGCUCUGGGCGACUUAACCCCGUCCAGCGGCUGCUGCCUUGUUGUGGGUUUCCGAGUUUGGUUGCUUAAGGAGGAUGUGAUUUUCCCCCCCGCUUAUUUCUUUUUCCUUUUAUGAUUUGAAACAGAGAAAAGAACUCACAGCCAGCUCGUACAGCGAAGUGCCACCAGCUACCCCCACGUGGACACCUCCGAGAGGAAAGAGAAUUGGAAGCAAACUUGGUCCAAGUGACUUUGAGGCCUUACCCUCGGCUGGACUCUAAGGCCUGGGGUCAUGACUCUCAUGCUGGGCAGGUGGAAGGCUUUACCUGUCCUGGGCUGGACGUGAGUCUCUGCCCUUCGCCAGCGCCUCCACCGGCCCACCUCCACACACUCAAUACCCAGCAUCUAGGCUAGGCCUGGACACUUGUCAGCAACAUGGAUAAGUAUGACGACCUGGGCCUGGAGGCCAGUAAAUUCAUUGAGGACCUGAACAUGUAUGAGGCCUCCAAGGAUGGACUCUUCCGAGUGGACAAGGGUGCAAGCAAUAACCCGGAGUUUGAGGAAACACGCAGGGUGUUUGCCACCAAGAUGGCCAAAAUCCACCUGCACCAGCCGCACCAGCUCCUGCAGGAGGAGACCCUGCCCAGGGGCAGCCGAGGUCCCGUGAACGGUGGGGGCCGCCUGGGCCCACAGGCCCACCGGGAAGCUGAUGGGGGCAGCAAGGUGACGGGGGAUGGCGCUGCGAAGCCUCCUCUUGCUGCCUCGACAGUGGCCCCUGGGACAGCCACAACCAUUGCAGCUGGGCAACCCUUGUGCCCACCCCAGGAACAGAGGGCCAAGCUGUGUGUCCGUGGCGCAAGGCAAGGCAGCCAGGACUGUGGAUCCAAGGAGAGCGUGGCGAGUUCUGAGAUGUCUGCUUUCCAUCGGCUGGGCCCCUGUGAGGAUCCUUCCUGCCUCACCCACGGAGACUAUUAUGACAACCUCUUUUUGGCAAGCCCCAACUGGGGCGAUGAACCAGCAGUGUCCCCCAGCAUCAGGCUGGGUGUAGGAAGUGGGUGGUCUGGCACGCCAGGGAGUGGCCCGCCACUGUCCACACCCUCCAGGGUCCAUCACCUAUACCAGCAGCAGCUUUCUCCGAGCUCCAGCAGGUCAUUGCAGAGCAGCCAGGAUGGUGGUGUUGGUGGCCACAGCAGUGAGAAGCCAGCUGCUCUUUGGACCACCGCCUCCUCCCAGCGAGUGAGCCCUGGCCUCCCUUCCCCAGGCCCAGAGAACGGGGCCCUACCAAGACCUGCUCAGCCCAGGACCCCUUCUUUCUCAGCGCCCCUGGCCCUGAACCGCUCCAGUCAGGGACCUCUUCCAAGAACAAACUCGGGGGUAGGGAGUGAGGUUUCAGGCAUGAUGCCCAAACCCACUGUGGACCCUCAACCCUGGUUCCAGGAUGGUCCCAAAUCUUACCUUUCUAGCUCUGCCCCUUCAUCCUCGCCAGCCAGCAUGGACAAUAUGCAGCUGGGUGCAGUCCCUGGGCCGGGUCCCAAGCCUGGCUGUACAGACCCUGGCGUUGGUCCCAAGCUCAGCCUUGUCCAUCCAGUGAUGUCCACCUUGCCUGAGUUAUCUUGUAAAGAAAGUCCCUCUGGCUGGUCCUCUGAUGGCAGCCUGGGGCCUGUGCUCCCAGAGAGCCCCGGUUCCCCCAGGGUGAGGCUGCCUUGCCAGACCCUCCUCCCGGGCCCUGAGCUUGGACCCACGGCUGCCGAAUUGAAGUUAGAAGCCCUCACCCAACGUCUGGAGCGUGAGAUGGAUGCUCACCCGAAGGCCGAUUACUUUGGAGCCUGUGUGAAAUGCAGCAAGGGGGUGUUUGGGGCCGGCCAGGCCUGCCAGGCCAUGGGGAACCUCUACCACGACGCGUGCUUCACCUGUGCGGCCUGCAGCCGGAAGCUGAGAGGAAAAGCCUUUUAUUUUGUCAAUGGCAAAGUGUUUUGUGAGGAAGACUUCCUGUACUCUGGUUUCCAGCAGUCUGCCGACAGGUGUUUUCUUUGUGGACAUCUGAUCAUGGACAUGAUCCUUCAGGCCCUGGGGAAGUCCUACCACCCCGGCUGCUUCCGCUGUGUCAUCUGUAAUGAGUGUUUGGAUGGGGUACCCUUCACUGUGGACUCAGAGAACAAGAUCUACUGUGUCCGGGAUUACCACAAGGUGUUGGCCCCCAAGUGUGCAGCCUGUGGCCUUCCCAUCCUUCCACCUGAGGGCUCAGAUGAGACCAUCCGAGUCGUGUCCAUGGACAGAGACUACCACGUGGAGUGUUACCACUGCGAGGACUGCGGUCUGGAGCUCAAUGAUGAAGAUGGUCACCGCUGCUACCCCCUGGAGGACCACCUGUUCUGUCACUCCUGCCACAUCAAGAGGCUGGAGAAGGGUCACUCAUCCACAGCCCUUCACCAGCACCACUUCUAGCCAGAGCCUCCUGCAGAUCUCAUGGUGGGGAGGAGCCAGGGUUGCACCAUGAGGAGUCCGCGGGUUAAUUCCUGUCACCCCUGGGGACGGAUUGGGAUUGGGGGAGUGGAGGGGAGGCAGGUGCCUUUCCUUUAAACAAGGAGGGGAUCCCUGCUGGUCUGGGAUUAUGUAUUUUUUUCACUGCUGCCACACCCUCAUCAGAUUACUCAGGAAGAAACCCCAGCAAGCGCGUGGCAUGUGACAGGAGAUCUCAUUAGUGUGACUGAAUGAACCUUCCUGUCCCCUCUGGGAAGAGUUCACACUUCAGUGGGAAAGGUUUGCACUGAAGAGAGAUUUCAGCUGCCGAUAUGUUCAAUCCUUUCCCUCCCCUUUGGAAAAUACCUGCACCCAAACACCCCCUCCCAACCCCUCCCCCGCCCCACACACACCAUAAUUUAAGAUUUCCUUCCACUCCAGAGCUUCAGUUCUUCUGUAGAAUGGCUGCAAAUUUUAAUUGCAUCAUCGCAAGAGGGAUGCUCUGACGUGUGCUUUGUAUCUUAGGAAGAAUUCACUUGGUAAAGCAGAGCCAAGGUUUGAAAUAAGUGAGAUGGGGUUUUCUCCUUGUAGCCUAACAUCAUUCUGUGUGCCCCUGGAAAUCUUCACUCCUUUAAAGGCAGCUGGCGGCCUGAUGGAGGAUUGAUCCUGUUCUAGGAAAGUGUGCUUUGGGAUGAGAACUUGGUGCAGGCGCCAGGCCUCUUUUGCCCGCCUGUUGUGCUUUUUUUCCUCUGGAGCUCUCAAGAAUCUGGGACUUCAGAGUUCCCCCUGCAAAGGCUGGUCUCGGGAUCUUUCGUGGAGAUCCUCUUAUGCCUAUUUUCGCUUCUUUAACAAUGGACUUUGGGGAAGUGUGCCCACAUACUGAGACCUGACCCCUUAUUAAUGAGGAGAGUUUUUGUGUGUAAGAUCUCAAAGCCAGCCUGGGAGAGAGUGCCUGAGCAUAAGGUAUGAUAUUCAUUUCACAGGUCCCUCUCUUGCCAAUUCAGGUAUUAUGCUUGAAGAAACCAGUAUAAGGUACACUGCUUUUGUCUGUUUUUUUUUUUUUUUCUUUCUGUAAAAAUUGUUUCCCUCUACUUUCAGUCUCCCACACACAAAAAAUACCUCACAGAUAAGAGCUUCAGAUUAAGGACGAAUUUGGCCAUCACACU